AUGGCCGUUUUGCUUCCCCUCUCUGAUCCCGCCCUUCUCACGUCAUACGGGUUUGCGGCACAGUCCGCUGGACGCGACACCCUCGUCCAUCCCGCAUGGAUUGUCAGAGCACCCUGCACGGAUACGUCACUGGAGGCCGUCUGGAUGUCUCGUGAGCUCGCAAAAACUGCAUUCCUGCAGUGUUCCGCCCGAGCGAUCCCACGUCUCCAACAGCGCUCCCAAGUUCUCUUCUUCCUUCUUCCUUCAUCUUUUAAUUCUUUAGUUACUCAUACUAAUAUCCACGUGACCGCAAGUGUCCCGCGUAUAUCCGCGCCUGUCCGGUUUGGUAAACACCAUAGACUGAUCUGUAUACACCUACAGCAAGCUUGGAUGAGCAAUCACAAACAACGUAAAAUUAAGCUUAUCUUAAGCCAGCCCACUCUCGGGCUUUUGUAG
This is a messenger RNA of Aspergillus versicolor CBS 583.65, 435 nucleotides long. RefSeq lists its product as uncharacterized. The record is from RefSeq and is a predicted model, not a curated record. NCBI's taxonomy places the organism in Eukaryota, Fungi, Ascomycota, Eurotiomycetes, Eurotiales, Aspergillaceae. The coding region runs from base 1 to 435 and encodes 144 amino acids. The transcript has a single exon.